Oncorhynchus tshawytscha (Chinook salmon) is the source of this 1985-nucleotide messenger RNA. RefSeq names its product mitotic arrest deficient 2 like 2 (gene mad2l2). NCBI's taxonomy places the organism in Eukaryota, Metazoa, Chordata, Actinopteri, Salmoniformes, Salmonidae. Gene Ontology annotation, cellular component: zeta DNA polymerase complex. The record is from RefSeq and is a predicted model, not a curated record. Bases 242 to 1072 code for a protein of 276 amino acids. The transcript is spliced from 10 exons.
UUAGCUAGCCACUGACGACACUUUAGCUAGCUAGUUAGCAGAACAGUAGAUCAAAAAAUGAUAUUGUAUUACUUAGCCUAGAUAAUUCUUUUGUACAGUAUGUUGACUUUUAUUUCAGACUUUAUGACAUUUUUCAAGGAUGAGCAUUAGAGCAUUAAAAGGGGAAGACCACUAAAAGUCUGGCCAUGUGGAGAAGUGCAGCUAUUGUGAGGGGCAACUUACCGGUUUAGUCAGAGCCAGCAUGAGGGAUAAAGUUUAUCCUGUGUCGUGGUGGGGGAGUGCCAAGAUGGGGGAACGGAGGUUUCAACACAGCGCACACAACACGUCAACUAGUGUGUUUUCAAGAUAUCAGUGUGCGCCAUAUAAACGUCAUAACCAAGCGACGACAAGAAGCAGUGGAUGUAAACAAAUAUACAGACGUUGCAGCCACCAGAAAAUGACAACGCUAACAAGACAAGACCUCAAUUUUGGACAAGUGGUGGCUGACAUCUUGUGUGAGUUUUUGGAAGUGGCUAUUCAUCUCAUCCUCUAUGUACGAGAGGUGUACCCAUCUGGAAUAUUCCAGAAGAGAAAGAAAUACAAUGUACCUGUACAGAUGUCAUGCCACCCAGAGCUGAACCAAUACAUCCAUGAUACUCUUCACUGUGUAAAACCCCUCAUUGAGAAGAAUGAUGCAGAAAAAGUGGUUGUGGUCAUCAUGGACAAAGAGCAUCAUCCAGUUGAGAGAUUUGUCUUUGAGAUUUCACAGCCUCCUCUUUUAUCCAUCAGCUCUGAUACAUUGCUGUCACACGUGGAACAGUUACUGAGGGCGGUUAUCCUGAAGAUCAGUGUAUGUGAUGCAGUUCUGGAAAACAACCCACCGGGAUGUACGUUUACAGUGCUGGUCCACACCAGGGAGGCUGCCACCCGCAACAUGGAGAAGGUUCAGGUCAUCAAGGAUUUUCCAUGGAUAGUUGCAGAUGAGCAGGAAGUACACAUGCAGGAGCCCAGACUCAUACCCCUGAAGACCAUGACAUCAGACAUUGUGAAAAUGCAACUGUAUGUGGAGGAGAGGGCACAAAAGGCUUCAUAGAUCAAGCUCGACUAAAAAAGAUGGCAAUCUCCGCACUGCAGCUGCCACAAUAAUCAACUAGAUGAGGUGUGCAUUUGGGAAAGUGGGGAUCUCUGGAUCUUCAUUCUAAUGCUUGAACUGUGAAAACUUUGAGAAAAAUACUGUUUUUUUUUGUCAUAGUUUGACUUGGCAAGAGGGGAUAUGCAGAGUCAGUUAUCGGUUCAGCACUGUAUCAUUGCUCAUCACAAUGAAAAUCAUUUAGUAUGUACAUAGUUAUUACAGCAAAGCCUAAGGGGAAUGAUCUGUGGUAUAGUGGGCACUUUUGUUCCCAUUCUAUUUGUUUCCAGUUGGUGUAUAAAGCAAUGUUUAAAUGUACCAUAGGCUGCGUUUACACAAGCAGCCCAAUACUGAUAUCUUUUCCCCUAAUUGGUCUGACCAAUCACAUCUCUUGACAGAUCUUUUUUCAGAGCUGAUCUGGUUAAACAAAAGAGCAAUUAGUGACAAAAAGAUCUGCAUUUGGCUGCCUGUCUAAAUGCAGCCCUUUUGUGUUGUAUGAAGCUAUGUUUACACUAUGAUGUUAAUUAUUGUGUUCACUAAAACAUGUUUUUUGGGGCAGUCUCAGGUGGAUAUGGUCUACCUGGUUAAAGUUCUAGACCAGGGCUCUCUAACCCUGUUCCUGGACGGCAGCUCUCGAUGAACAGAGUUGGAUAGCCCUGAUUCUAGACAGUCGAUAACAGGGAUGACCAAACAGGUUGCAUGGUUUGAUAUUGUAAGUGUUGAACAUUGACAUUGGUCCAUAAGAAAGUACUCAACCCAAACUGCAAAAAUGCUUUGUGAAUAAAUGUGGAUUUAGCAUUUUUGAUUUUAAUAUUUGAGUUUUGUUUUUUCAUAAUGCAUUCUACUUUGGAAAAUAAAGUGUUUUAGUAGACUGUAA